CUGCAUCCAUCUCCGCCCGAGGGCCCAGCCCCUCCUGGGCGGCCGCCGCUGCUGACUCUGCGGGGCGGAGCGGAGCAGAGCGCAGUGCCCAGGUCUGCCGGGUCAGGUGGUUGGGUGACGCCCCGGGAAGGAGCUCUCCUGUAGGUGUGGGCCUCCGGAGAAGGGGUGGGUGGGGACUUUCCGGAGGCGGCGGCAGCUGCAGGAGCCACUCUCGGCGGCCCCAUCCCCAGCUCCAGCCCAGGCGGCUGCAGUGCGAGCCCAGCCCUUCCCGCGGCCACUCCGGCGCUGGCCACUCGUGGUGGCAGGGAGCUGCGAGCGAACAUGGACAGCGGGGAGCCAGGUCUACUGAAAACGGAUCAAGUAUCUGAGGAAGGGGAAGAUGCUGCUGCUACAAUCAGUGCUACUGAGACCCUAUCUGAGGAAGAGCAGGAAGAACUAAGAAAGGAACUUGCAAAGGUAGAAGAGGAAAUACAGACCUUAUCUCAUGUGUUAGCAGCCAAGGAAAAGCAUCUAGCUGAGAUCAAGAGGAAACUUGGAAUCAAUUCACUACAAGAACUAAGGCAGAACAUUGCCAAAGGCUGGCAAGAUGUGACAGCCACAUCUGCGUACAAGAAGACUUCAGAAACUUUGUCUCAGGCUGGACAGAAGGCCUCAGCUGCUUUUUCUUCUGUUGGGUCUGUCAUCACCAAAAAGCUCGAAGAUGUAAAAUUGCAGGCCUUUUCACAUUCCUUUAGUAUUCGAUCCAUUCAACAUUCAAUUAGCAUGCCUGCUAUGAGAAACUCACCUACUUUCAAGUCAUUUGAAGAAAAAGUUGAAAACUUAAAGUCUAAAGUUGGGGGAAAUAAGGCUGCCGGAGGUGACUUUGGAGAAGUCUUGAAUUCCACAGCAAAUGCCAGUGCCACAGAGUCUCUGACAGAACAGACAGAGGAGACCCAGUGAGAUUAUUGCCUUUGGUUCUGCUACCCACUGCCAGAUGCUGCAAGCAAGACCUAAGCACAUUGAUAGAAUGGCCUUGGCUGCGAGUUUCCACCAAAUGUGUUUUUGUUUAGCUUUAUGUAUUCAUUCAGUUUGUGGGGUUAACUUUUUUCAAAUUAAAAUGUAAUGAAUGGA
This is a messenger RNA of Dromiciops gliroides (monito del monte), 1110 nucleotides long. It is a transcript of the gene TPD52, whose product is annotated as tumor protein D52. Gene Ontology annotation, biological process: B cell differentiation. The record is from RefSeq and is a predicted model, not a curated record. The coding region runs from base 322 to 939 and encodes 205 amino acids. Lineage: Eukaryota; Metazoa; Chordata; Mammalia; Microbiotheria; Microbiotheriidae. The transcript is spliced from 8 exons. Gene Ontology annotation, cellular component: cytoplasm.